CAGAAAAGCAACUCGACCCAAAAACUAGACUAAUGAAAUCAGCGUUUCGAAACGGUUACUUCUUCACACUCUCUCGCUCCUUAAACCCUAACCCUAACCUUCCCUCCACUCUCUUCUCUCUCCAUCUCAUCCCUCCUCACACAUCUCCGUCCACCUCACCGCCCCCAUUCCACUCCGUCUCUCCGAUCGCCAGAAUUUCCGGCCUCUCCUUCACCUCCAUGGCGGGCGGUGAACCCCACGCGCUUCCACUUCUGGAGAAGCAGUUCGAUGACUUCCGCUCUCAGCUCGAAGAGUCGGGAACACUGCGCGACCGCAUUCGAGCCGUGGUGGCGGAGAUCGAGUCCACCUCUAGGUUUAUUCACUCGAGCCUCCUCUUGGUUCACCAGUCGCGUUCAACACCCGAGGUUUUGGAGAAGCCAAAGGCUCAAAUUGUUGUGCUGAAGGAGCUCUACAAUCGGCUCGCUGAAAUUGUGCGCGGAAGCCCUGGGGGAUAUUACAGAUAUCAUGGUGAUUGGAAGUCUGAGACGCAGACUGUGGUUUCGCUGCUUGCUUUUAUGCAUUGGUUAGAGACAGGGACGCUUUUGUUGCACACUGAAGCUGAGGAAAAACUUGGGUUGAGCGGCUCAGAAUUUGGUCUGGAUGUUGAAGACUAUCUUGUUGGUAUUUGCUUCAUGUCUAAUGAACUGCCUAGGUAUGUGGUUAACCAAGUGACAGCUGGGGAUUAUGAUUGCCCAAGAAAGGUGAUGAAGUUUUUGACAGACCUCCAUGCAGCCUUCCGACUGCUCAAUCUUCGAAAUGACUUUUUGCGCAAGAAAUUUGAUGGUAUGAAGUAUGACCUAAGAAGAGUUGAAGAGGUUUACUAUGAUGUAAAGAUCCGAGGCUUGGCAGUCAAUGUGGAUUCCGUGGAAAAGCCAGCAGCAUAAGGACAAUCAUAGAGUGCAAAAGUAGUACACUUCCUCUUUGUUCAUCUUGAUUAUCACAUAUUCUAGUAUCCUGCUCUUCUAGAGAAGCAGAUGAGCUCUCUAGGGUUUUGUGUCAGAAACUCAGGAUUGUAUCGGAUAGCUUGUUGUUCUGCUUGUAGUUACCGCAGAAUGGAAGAUGGUGAAAACAGAGAAUGAUUACUAGACCAAAAAGGUUAUCUUUAGGCUUUUAUAUGUAAUCCCGAAACAUCGCUGAGGAAGAAUGAAGGUCUAGAUAUGAGAACCGUUGAUAUUAUUCUGCUUCCACUUCA
Rosa rugosa (rugosa rose) is the source of this 1231-nucleotide messenger RNA. RefSeq lists its product as uncharacterized. Gene Ontology annotation, cellular component: nucleus; cytoplasm. Gene Ontology annotation, molecular function: single-stranded DNA binding; sequence-specific DNA binding; RNA binding. Gene Ontology annotation, biological process: RNA metabolic process. Bases 33 to 923 code for a protein of 296 amino acids. Lineage: Eukaryota; Viridiplantae; Streptophyta; Magnoliopsida; Rosales; Rosaceae. The record is from RefSeq and is a predicted model, not a curated record. The transcript is spliced from 7 exons.